UACAACAUCGCAUUGCAAAUAAUCUGGAGUUCACUUAUCUCCUUCUUGUUCUUUAUUAAUUAAAAAUCUUUCAUUUUUUUAUCACUUCAAAAUUCUCAUUAAUUUAAAAACUAAAUCAAAUGGCAGAAAGUAUGUCGACUGACUACAACAGCACUCGACACGAUGAAAUCAAAUUGGAGCCCGAACGAAAUCAGGAACAAGAAAAUAGUUUGCAAUAUUCUCGCUGCAGUAGCGCUGGAAGUACCCACACCCCAAAUUCCUCUGCAAACAACACAGAUGAUGAAGAUGACAGUGAUACAAAUCGCAGUGCAACGCUAAGCUACAAAGAACGUCGUCGCGAAGCACACACUCAAGCCGAGCAGAAACGUCGUGACGCCAUUAAGAAGGGCUACGAUAGUUUACAAGAGCUAGUACCUACUUGCCAGCCAAAUGAUUCAUCGGGUUAUAAAUUGAGUAAAGCGCUGAUUCUGCAAAAGUCAAUAGACUACAUUGGUUACUUGAACCAACAGAAGAAAAAACAAGAAGACGAAAGUGCAGCUUUGCACAAAGAAGUUAUGGCGCUGCGUAUAAUUCAGAACAGCUACGAACACAUGCUGCAACAUCAGCAGUCGAAUCCUGGUCCGGCUGAGGCUCGUCUCACCGAUGAAGCUAAAUUUCAAGUGUUCCAAUCGAUAAUGGACGAAAUGUUUGAAACAUUCCAAAACAUACCAAUGGACAAUUUCGAACAACUUACCACCGGAGUUAUCCCCUGGUUGGAGGAGCACUGCAAGCCACACAUUCUAAGGAACAUCCUCAGUCAAACAAUACAGAAUAUGUCACGCAAUCAAGAAGUCCACAUGGAUCAAGAUGGUACCAUCAGUUGAUCCACAUCCAAAUCUUCAAUUGUUAUAUAGAAUAAGGUAAACAAAUCAAACUCUGUAAAUGUUACAACAAUAAAAGUAAAUAUAUUAAUAUUCUGUAAAACUA
Messenger RNA from Eupeodes corollae, 966 nucleotides. RefSeq names its product max-like protein X (gene bigmax). Gene Ontology annotation, molecular function: RNA polymerase II cis-regulatory region sequence-specific DNA binding; protein dimerization activity; DNA-binding transcription factor activity, RNA polymerase II-specific. Lineage: Eukaryota; Metazoa; Arthropoda; Insecta; Diptera; Syrphidae. The record is from RefSeq and is a predicted model, not a curated record. Gene Ontology annotation, cellular component: nucleus. The transcript has 3 exons. Gene Ontology annotation, biological process: regulation of transcription by RNA polymerase II. Bases 120 to 863 code for a protein of 247 amino acids.